CUCUCUCUCUCUCUCUCUCUCUCUCCCUCUCUCUCUCGUGUCACAUCAAGCCCCCUACACAGCGCCGACUAGUGGUCACAUCUGAUCAUCACAGGACUUCAGUCUUACUUGUUUUAAGCUGUUGGCUGAAGGGAAACCUUCCGUCUGAUAUCAUUUACUUCUAAUGCACAGUGUCAUUAAAAGCAGAUGACAUCCUCCUUUAACAGUGAACGUGAUAAAUAUGAAUGUAUUCUACUUUUAUCCUCUUUGUCCAUUUUUCUUUCUUUUCUUCCAUUUUAUUCCGUUUCUGCUUUGUUCUUUUAUUUCACCCCGUCUCUGCCUUCUUUAUUCAUUUCAGCUCUUUAAUGAUUGUUUGCAUCUCUCACAGUUGACGACGUCUUCAAAUGUCUCGUUUUGUUCGACCAACAGAAACAUUCAGUUUGUGACAGAAAACAGAAAAGCUGCAAAUUCUCACAGAGAUUUAGCUCCAUUAACCUCUAACUGUUAAUGUAAUAAUAUUAAUAGUUGAUGCUGUCUUGCUAAGUGUUUUUCUGAAGAACAAUGAAUCAGUUACUCUGUUAAAUAAUGAUUCCUGCUCUACUCUCUUCACUCCUUCUGGAGGUUUGUGGAGAUUUAAUGAUAAUCAAUAAAGGUUUGAUUCAGAGUGAAGUCACAAGAAGCUUCACAUGAAGUGUGUCAGGACUACAGAGUAAUAAAGUCAGAAUAUAUGCAAUAUGUAGAUGUAUAAUAUCUAUAUAUAGAUAUUAUAUAUAAAACGGGUCAAACAUCACCACAGCUUUCGUUUCUAGUUUAUUGAAAAGCUCUGAAUGUCACAUGUCCAAAAAUACAUUUCUAUCAUUUUAUUUGAUCACAAGAACAUAUAACAAUCAUUGAACUCGUAUUCUUAAUAAUCAUAAAGUAUAUUUAACACACAGUGAUUACAAAGUGCUUAAAAUAAAUACAAAUAAUCAGAUGAAUAGUGAUGUAGAAAUAGUACUAAUAAAAUACACUGAUACCACAAAUAUUCACAUAGAAUAUACACAUAUAUAUACUUGUACAUAUGUAUUUAUAAUUAAGUUAAAUUGUUGCCAUGAGAUGACAGUGGGGGAACUAAACUAAUAAUUAAACUGAUCUUUAUGUUAAAAUGUAAAACUCAAUAACUCAUUUAGAUUUACUUGUUUUAAGACAAAGUUAUUAUAUUGUGUUGAUUGAGUAAAAUAUACAUUUUUUAAAUUAUAUUUGUUUUCUAUAUGUUCAUGUUUGGCUUUCAUAAUGAUGAUGAUGAUAAUAAUAAAGAUAAAGUAAACCUGAAGGCGGAACCAAAGGUUUCCACGGGUUGUUCCACGGACAGGUUUUCCAGCAGGACCCGGAAGUGACGCACUUUCCAAACUUGAGGCGACGCGCGUAUCUGCGAUGAAUUCAUUUGUAUUUGUGAAAUAAAAGAAGAUUAAUCAGUUCAUCAAAGUAACCAUGGCGACAAAACGUAAGUCUGACGUCACGGUUCCCGCGGAGGAAAGUGACCAACUGCUGAUCAGACCUCUAGGAGCAGGACAGGAGGUGGGACGGUCCUGCAUCAUCCUGGAGUUCAAAGGAAGAAAGAUCAUGCUGGACUGUGGGAUCCAUCCCGGUCUGGAGGGGAUGGACGCUCUGCCGUACAUCGACCUGAUCGACCCGGCUGAGAUCGACCUGCUGCUCAUCAGCCACUUCCACCUGGACCACUGUGGAGCUCUGCCCUGGUUCCUGCAGAAGACCAGCUUUAAAGGACGCACCUUCAUGACGCACGCCACCAAGGCCAUCUACCGCUGGCUGCUGUCCGACUACGUCAAAGUCAGUAACAUCUCAGCAGAUGACAUGCUGUACACAGAGACAGACCUGGAGGAGAGCAUGGAGAAGAUCGAGACCAUCAACUUCCACGAGGUGAAGGAGGUGGCCGGCAUCAAGUUCUGGUGUUACCACGCCGGCCACGUCCUUGGGGCGGCCAUGUUUAUGAUCGAGAUUGCCGGCGUCAAGUUGUUGUACACAGGAGACUUCUCCCGUCAGGAGGACAGACAUCUGAUGGCAGCAGAGAUCCCGAGCGUUAAACCCGACAUCCUGAUCACUGAGUCGACCUACGGGACUCACAUCCACGAGAAGCGAGAGGAGAGGGAGGCUCGUUUCUGUAACACCGUCCACGACAUCGUGAACCGGGAGGGCCGCUGUCUGAUCCCCGUGUUCGCUCUGGGCCGAGCUCAGGAGCUGUUGCUCAUCCUGGGUGAGAUGAGCACACCUUACGUAUCCCAGCAUGCAUUUCACCUCCAACACGUACAUAGGGUACAUCCAAAGUCGAUUAUCUGUCAUCAUGAAUGAGUACUGCAGAUAGACUGUGUAUAUAUAUAAUAGAAUGGUAGGGGAA
Anarrhichthys ocellatus (wolf-eel) is the source of this 2371-nucleotide messenger RNA. RefSeq names its product cleavage and polyadenylation specificity factor subunit 3-like. Lineage: Eukaryota; Metazoa; Chordata; Actinopteri; Perciformes; Anarhichadidae. The transcript has 7 exons. Gene Ontology annotation, cellular component: mRNA cleavage and polyadenylation specificity factor complex. The record is from RefSeq and is a predicted model, not a curated record. The coding region runs from base 1450 to 2325 and encodes 291 amino acids. Gene Ontology annotation, biological process: mRNA 3'-end processing by stem-loop binding and cleavage. Gene Ontology annotation, molecular function: 5'-3' RNA exonuclease activity; RNA endonuclease activity; RNA binding.